CGCCGUGUCGCCCCCUGUGGGGCAGCGAGGGGCCCACCUGGGGAAACAGGGGGGUCGCAGGCGGUGAUCAGCAGCAGACGCUGCGAGCAUGCCCUCACUGCCACCUGGCAUUGCCCUCGGAUACACUGACCUGGCAUGAGACAAAGUGUCUCCAGUUUGACGGACUGCGCAACAACAAAUAGGAUUUCACCUGAACGCAUCAUCAGUCAUGCAAAUAAAUGAAAAAUAUUGCUGGUUAUGUCCAAAGUACUGUAUUUAUUGGAUUGUUUAUUCUAAUUUAACUAAACACGCUUGUGUGCGUAACUACAACAUGACGUCACAGUGUCGGCUGAUGAACACGCGAGAGCGUCGUCCAAAAAAACCCCCCAUCAGCAUCCUCUUCCUCAUUGGCCCAUAACGGCGGCGCCAGGUCAGGUGACCAAGCCACGCCAGCCCAGCCAAUGGCGUCGGCCGCUCAUUGACCCACUGCCUUGCAUACACUGCCACUAACCCCUGUCAGUCUCCUGCUGUUGUUGUUGUUGUCGUCGUUUAAGCGGGGCCUUCUCUCCAGCAUGCCGCUCGACAAGCUCUCCCCCUCGGGUGAGAACGGCGACAGCAGCGGCCCGAGGCCGAGAGCGUGCGCCGGCUCGACGCCCUCGCCUCCGCCGACUCCGAGGCGCUCCUAUGUGGGCAAAAGGAGUCUGGCGGCGGCGGCGGUGGGUGGUAGGAAAAUCACGCAUCCCGGGAAGGCCAUCUUAGCAGGCGGGAUCGCAGGCGGAAUCGAGAUUUGCAUCACCUUCCCGACGGAGUACGUCAAAACUCAGCUGCAGCUGGACGAGCGAGCCAACCCGCCGCGUUAUCGGGGCAUCGGCGACUGCGUGAAGCUGACCGUGCAGGAUCACGGUCUCAGAGGCCUGUACCGAGGGCUUAGCUCGCUGCUCUACGGCUCCAUCCCCAAGUCGGCAGUGAGAUUUGGCACCUUUGAAAUCCUCAGCAAUCCGAUGCGGGACGCCACAGGCCGACUGGACAACACGCGCAGCCUCCUGUGCGGGUUGGGGGCUGGCAUCACCGAGGCCAUCGUCAUCGUGUGCCCCAUGGAGACUCUCAAGGUGAAGAUGAUCCAUGACCAGUGCUCGAUGAGGCCUCGCUACCGGGGUUUCUUCCACGGCGUCAGCGAGAUUAUCAGAGAGCAAGGUGUCCGGGGGACCUAUCAAGGUCUGACAGCGACCGUGCUCAAGCAGGGAACCAAUCAGGCCAUCCGAUUUUAUGUGAUGAACGCACUACGCAAUUGGUACAAAGGGGACGAUCCCAGAAAGGAAAUGCACCCGAUCGUCACGGCCAUGUUUGGAGCCACAGCGGGGGCCGCCAGCGUUUUCGGCAACACACCUUUGGAUGUGGUCAAGACCAGAAUGCAGGGUCUGGAUGCCCAUCGCUACAAGAACACAGUGGACUGCGCCUUCCAAAUCCUCAAGCAGGAAGGACCACAAGCUUUCUACAAGGGUACCAUUCCUCGGCUGGGCCGCGUGUGCUUGGACGUCGCCAUCGUCUUCGUUAUCUACGAGGAAGUGGUCAAGCUGCUCAACAAUGUCUGGAAGACCCAAUAAUAAGAGGAGCUGAGAAGAUCCAGUCGAAAAAGACUAGCAAGGCCUUCUGGAAAUCACCAAACCAGAUAUUUCCAUGUCGCUUGAGGAACAUUUUCCACCACCAAAACAUGGCAAUGGAGGAUUGUUAGUGGAAAAGCAAUGUUUUUUUUUUUUUUGUUGUUGUUGUUUUCUUUU
This is a messenger RNA of Syngnathoides biaculeatus (alligator pipefish), 1757 nucleotides long. It is a transcript of the gene slc25a1a, whose product is annotated as solute carrier family 25 member 1a. The transcript has 10 exons. NCBI's taxonomy places the organism in Eukaryota, Metazoa, Chordata, Actinopteri, Syngnathiformes, Syngnathidae. Bases 552 to 1583 code for a protein of 343 amino acids. Gene Ontology annotation, biological process: mitochondrial citrate transmembrane transport. The record is from RefSeq and is a predicted model, not a curated record.